Messenger RNA from Leptinotarsa decemlineata (Colorado potato beetle), 2320 nucleotides. RefSeq lists its product as uncharacterized. Lineage: Eukaryota; Metazoa; Arthropoda; Insecta; Coleoptera; Chrysomelidae. Gene Ontology annotation, molecular function: DNA-binding transcription factor activity, RNA polymerase II-specific; RNA polymerase II cis-regulatory region sequence-specific DNA binding. The record is from RefSeq and is a predicted model, not a curated record. Gene Ontology annotation, biological process: regulation of transcription by RNA polymerase II.
ACUCCCCCCACCAAAGCCAGUCCCAGAAUGGCGUGGUUUGUGCCUUGUUUGCCCAGCCUGUAACUCUGAAUUUAGCCAGCGUUGGGAGUUUUGAACCAAAUUUAUCACGCCCAAUUGGUUACUUUGUCAAUUAGCAUUGUCCAAGAAGCUAAUUUAACUAAAUAGUUGAAACUAAAGUGAAAUAGUUUUGUGACAUAAAAGUGACCAUCGAUUUACGUGUAGUGCCUGUGUCUGGUGUAAGAACGGUUCACACAGCAGAAACGACUCGUAGUUAACAAUGCACUUGUUAUUUAAUCUACUUUUGGAAAAUAAUGACUUCUGAAGUGGCAGAAGUUCGAGUGGAGUACAUUGAAAAUUCUACGCAGGAAUCCAAACCAACCCCUUCGCCUCUGGCGCUACUGGCUGCGACUUGCAUACGCCUAGGAUCGACCUCGAGCGAGACUCCACCAACAACCACGAUGUCGUCCACUCCUACGCCAGGCACAGUCAAAGCUAUGCCUGUAGGGGCAGGGCCACAGGUAGUGAGCGUCCCGGUAGGCAUACCCCAGCAAUUGCAACAACAACUGUUGCAACAACAAGCCGGAGCCCAGCAGCUGGUUAACGCUGCUGCAGCUGCUGCUGCAAAUCAAAACGCUGCUCUUGCGUAUAACGUGAUGCAGCCAAUGCAAACAGUCACGGUGGACGGACAAGAAGCUUUGUUCAUACCCGCCAUGUCAAUUGCAGGCGCUCAGCAGCCGCAGCAGAUUUUUAGCCAAGGUCAAAUACUUCGUUCCCCCAGCGUUCUCCCGGCUAAUCUUCAGAACCUCCAGAAUCUCCAAAAUCUACAGAGUCUACAGAACCUGCCUACUGUACAAUUGGCUAAUGGUCAAAGCGUCACUGUCCGUCCCAACCUACCCCAAAUGGUACAAUUUCCAAUGCAGCAAACCAUUCCCAUUCAAGUGCCAAUCUCUACGGGAAAUGGCCAAACAGUAUACCAAACAAUUCACUUUCCAGUUCAACUGUCCUCUCCGAUGCCGAAUAUAAUUCAGACACCUCAAUUUGCAAAUAUUUUAACACCAAAUGGACAAAUACAACAACUGCAAAUAGCUACUAGUGUAGCUGCCCCUCAAACGCCAACGUCUAUGGCACAAAGCACUGCCCACAUUGUUGAUGCUCCUCAACUGACAUUUACAGGUGCCAAUGGACAACAGUUUACUGUUAUACCAGCUUCAAAUCUACAACAAGUUAGGGGCGCAACUUUGGGAAAUCUAGGAAAUAUAGGAAAUAUAAUUCAAGUGCCUAACAUUCAAGCAAUACCAAACAUUCAAAAUAUACCAGGUAUCGGAAAUGUACAAGUGAUAACUCAGCAAGCUCCUCAGAUCUCCGUAGGACAACACAUUCAACAAGAUCCCAAUGAUCCAAAUAAAUGGCAGGUGAUACCAAAUGUUACAGCCGCUGCUCAACCAGCCAACCCUGCCCCGCUCACCCCUAGCGUUGUAGUAACUUCUUCACCUAUUGAUAGUAAUACUUCUUCAAUGCAAAAUGACCCUAAUCAAGACGGUUUGCAGAAGCAGAGGGUUAGAAGGGUAGCUUGUACAUGUCCUAACUGUCAAGAAGGCGAACGUCACACUGACCGAAAAAAACAACACAUAUGUCACAUAGCAGGCUGCAACAAAGUAUAUGGUAAAACCAGCCAUCUGAGAGCCCAUCUUCGAUGGCACACCGGUGAACGCCCCUUCGUGUGUACGUGGUUAUUUUGUGGGAAACGGUUCACGAGAUCUGAUGAGCUUCAAAGACAUCGAAGGACACAUACUGGUGAGAAACGGUUUCAAUGUAGUGAGUGUAAUAAGAAGUUUAUGAGGUCGGAUCAUCUAUCAAAACAUCUGAAGACGCAUCAGAAGCAGAGGAUAACACGUCAAGAUUUGACUGAUGACCAAGAUGAGGAUGAUGCCUGGGAACAGGAUCAGCCAGAUCCGGAGCCUGAACCACAAACUGAUAUGAAGCCAGUUUGGAUUACAGAUAGUAAAAACAAUAUCAAAUAUGCUAUCACUCAUGUAAAUUACUCACAGGAGGCUGCUACAUCAACCCAAUCUGCAUCUUCAGAUAGUUCGAGUAAUGAAGAAAAAAUGAUGAUAACAAUUAGUACUUCAGAACCUGAUGAUCUUAUAAUAGCUGAUCCUUUAGAUAGCUGAGCACAAAUGUACAUAGUAACGACCUCUUAAGAUUGUUUAUCGAAUUCAAAUUUUAUUUAAUGUUUGACUAUUUAUUGUAAGUUAGGAACAUUUGUACUUAAUGUUUGUACAGGAAGAAGGAAGAAAUUAUAUACCUAUUUUUAUUAUUA